AGAGUACUCGCAAAAGCAGUCAGCGGGUCCGUAACAGCAGCGAAACUCGUGCGAAAUUCGUGGAUCCGCGCGUAGUAUGCCUAUCUCUGGCAAAGCUGAGUCGCGAGCGCGCGCUAAUAUUCAGUAGGCGGUGAGAAGUAGUGUCGCCCGGGCAUGCUUGCCUGGCCUGUGCAGCGAUCAGUUGUCGCGCGAGUACAAUAACGAGCGGCCUGCGUCAGCAGCACGACGCUCGCCGCCGGGGACAAAUUACGGAGCAGUAAUCGGAUAUAUCGCGGACUUAUCAGUGUCUCCGAAUCAGAGUCCAGCCGCCGCCGCCGCCGUCAGCAACGCCGUCUUCGACUCGCUGUCCUGCCUCGUGCUCCGCUUCGUGCUUGUUAGCUAUGAUAUCGAAAGAUAUGUGCGCGCGGCGUGUGCCGCUCUUCGCGUAAUCGUGAUUCCUCGUGCGUCCUCGUAACGAAUCGUUCGGACGUUUACUUGUAAUACAGUGUGUAUAGUAAGCACCACUGGCAGCUCGCGCACAACCAUAAGUAGCUGUGCAGCGCAAAUCGAGGCUUAUUACGAUACUAGCCGCGCUACAGCGUCGAGCUAUUCUAUUUUGUCCAACUAUAGUAGCUCCAAAUCUAAUUCUCGCUCCGGUACAUUCUCGUCAUCGGGUGUUUAAUUGCCGUCUCACGUUACAACACACAUAUACACACGCGUAAAUGUCCAUCAAUCAACGGCGCAUACAUUCGUUUCAACGCCGCGCGUCAGUCUCUUAUUUGGACUAGCUCAUUUGGACGUCUUACAAGCGAGUCAUCGCGCGGAGGAAACAAUUCGCGUGUGAUUAUAUCAGAGUAGAAGAAUUUCGGAGACAGUGCACGACGACGGUAACAGUGGGAGCUGUGUCAUCGUCAUAAUUCUGGACAGCUACGCAGGUUCAUUGGUGUGCGCAUUAGGCCACAUCAAGCUCGGCGAGCAGACAGCUCAAGCAGCAGCAGCAGCAGCAGCAGUGUAUACCCGGUACCUGCGCGGAGCGAUCUUUCACUCUGCUCAUUCUUGACCCCUGCCCAGCCGUGUACAACACUGUGCGAGUGAAGCAGCCUGCAGCGAAAGUAACGCCACCCAAAACAAAUAGUACUACGCGGUCCACACGUGCGCGAGUGCGCCCGAGACUUUUCUAUUUUAAAUCGUAGGCAGAGCCGCGUCGUCUGCGUCUUUUUUCCCCAUUUCCUCAGCUUUAUUCAAAGCGAGCGAGUACAGACGCACGAGGAUUAGUAUUUUAUUCGACGGAUGCUCCGACCAAUUGAUACGUCGUUAAAAUUCAAUUGAGAUCUUUCGAGAUCCGUCCGUCUCUGCGUUCACAUCUUAAAUUGGUAGUGGAUCGAUCUGGACGGGUCAUUUGAUUUUCUCGUGGCCAAAGUAAAACACGUUGGUCGGCUUGAGCACAAGUGCGCGUAAAAUUCAACUAUUUCAUCAGAACCGCUAUCUACGUCGUUAUGGACCAAAAGACCAUGGACCAGAAGAGGGUGUACAAACUGGUGCUGACUGGAGGACCCUGUGGUGGAAAAACAACAGGACAGACUCGCAUAUGCACAUUUUUUGAAAAUCUAGGAUGGAAGGUGUUCCGUGUCCCCGAGACAGCGACCGUGCUGCUCAGUGGCGGCAUCAAGUUUUCUGAUCUGAACGCUGAGCAGGCUUUCAAGUUCCAAGAAAGUCUACUGAAGACUAUGCUGCAGAUCGAGAAUACGUUCUUCGAAUUGGGCGCGAGCAUGAACCGGAAUUGCCUUAUCAUUUGCGAUAGAGGUGCUAUGGACGCUUCUGCCUUUAUCUCGAAGGAAAAAUGGGAGCUGAUGAUGGCAUCGAACGGUUGGAACAGCGUGGAGCUUCGCGACACCCGCUACAACCACAUCAUUCACAUGGUGUCGGCGGCGAAUGGCGCUGAGCAGUUCUACUCGACCGAGGAUCACGCCUGCCGCACCGAGGGCCUCGGGCUGGCCCGCGAGCUCGAUUACAAGGCCGCCUCGGCCUGGGUCGGCCAUCCUUACUUCGACGUGAUCGACAACUCGCAGGACUUCGAAAGCAAGAUCUGCCGCAUGAUCGAGUGCGUCUGCCAGAAGCUUGGCAUCGACACCGGCGACCGAUUGCAAGCCAGUAGUCGCAAGGUCAAGUUCCUUGUCAAGGGCCCCCUGCCGCCGGACGAAGAGUUCCCGCCCUUCCAAGACUUUGACGUUGUGCAUAACUACUUGCAAAGCAAUAAUCCCAAGACCCAGGCAAGGUUGAGAAAACGUGGUCAAAAAGGUCACUGGUCGUACAUUCACACACUUAGACGGCCCAAAAUAAACGACCAAGUGGUUGAAGUGAAAACUCAGUUGACCCAUAGGGACUAUCUUAACAUGCUUGCUCAGCGCGACGACUCACACUUCACCAUUUUCAAGCGUCGUCGCUGCUUCCUGAUUAAUAAUCAAUACUUUCAAUUGGAUAUUUAUCGGGAGCCUUGCCACAAAAGGUGCAAUGGACUGAUGCUUUUGGAGACUUACACUGCAUUGCCCAGCGAUAAGCUCAUGAAUAUAUUGCCUCAAAUUUUAACGAUUGAAAAAGAAGUUACUGGAAAUCCUGAUUACAGCAUGUUCAACUUGAGCUUGCGUGAAGAAUGGAAUGUUACGAACAAAUAUUGCCACAAUUUGAAUGUAACCAAUGCGAUCCCACCUGCAGUGGAUACACCUAAAACGAUGUUUAAAAAUGGAAUUGAUUCUUUGUUAGGCGAAAUGAUAAUAAAUGGUGCAAGUAAUGGGUUCCACUCUGAUGAAAAUACUGCAGAACCUUCUCCGAGUACUAGCAGCAGUAAUAAUGAUCAAAUCAACGGUGUAUGUCAACGAAAUAAAGAAAUACAAGAAAAUCAACAAAAUGGUGUAGAACAUCACAAAAAUCCAACAGAUGGACAGUCGUCCCACGUGCCAGAUAAUGUUAACGGUUUUCAAUAGCACUAAACUGUCUGCUGUUAUUUGUAAUUUAUAAUUAAGAUAUUUUACUAAUUUAAGUUUUGAUUAAUUUGUUAAAACAUAGUUAAUCAUUAUUGAUAUAUUUAAAAUUUAAUUUAAAAAAUUGAUUAAAAAUGUAUAACCCGUGGAAAGCCGAGAUGAGUUUUAUGGAAAUCUUAAUCAAUUGAGAUUUUUAUCGUGGCAAUUUGUUGAAAAAAAGGAAAAAAACAAAAAAAAACAAAAAAAUAUUUUACUAAUAAUUAAUACUACUAAAAUAUAAUAAUUUUUGUUAGUAAGACACUGUGAAUUCGUUCAAAUUUUGCGAUGUUCCCGGAUGUCUUAUUGAGACUGAAAUUUUAACAUUUUGAACAUCAAUUUGCGUUGGUAAUUUUUUAAAAUUAAUUUACAUUUUAUAUGUGGAAAAAUUUUAAUUUGAAAAUGUGUGUUAUUUUAAUGAAAUUUUUAUUUUUUUAAAUAGAUGGCUUUCCUUGGGUGUACACUCAUUUUAUUUUGCGUAUUAUACUAUGGAAAAUUUAAUGCAGUAUUAGCAUGAAUGUCUAAUGAAAUAAAUAUCAAUCUUAAUACGAAAAAUAUGCAGGACCGAAUUUUUUGAAAAUGUUUUUACGAGAUUUUCAUUUCUUCAGACGAUGAAUAUUUUUAAAUGAAAGUAUAAUGUUUUUCAAAACUUUUAUGAGAACUGAUCGCAAUAUACCUGAAUUAUUUAUAAAUUUGAAUUCUUGUUGAUAGUAUGAAAAAACUGAGCAGAAAUAAGUGAUAAAUGUUCCAAAUCAAACCCAUUUUCAUGUCUUGCAGGAGAAAAUUGAAUUAAUAUAUUUUUAAAAUAGUAUAACUGAAUAAAAAUAAAUGUUCUCAUUAAUGUACGUUUGUGAUACCAUUAAACUUAUAAGUCCUUUGUCAUUUGUGAUAAUAAUCAAUGUUAAGUAACUAAUCAUUGACAAAAUUUGCAAUAUAGAUGUUUCAAAAGGAUUGUAGAUAUAUUGAUUUAAAAAAAGUCAAAUAUUAUGAAAUAAUGCACCAUUUUAAUCCAAUCAGUCAUCCUACGCUCUAUUUCAUUCUUGGUGAACUUUAAUUUUUUUCAUAGUUACAUAAGAUACAAGUAUAUCAUGAAAUGUUUAUAAACCAUGUUUGGGAUAAAUUUAUUUCUGCUAAAAUGAAAAUGUAAAUAAUGUAUAAUAUAUUACUGUAAUUGCAAAAACUUUCAUACCUUUUAAAUGAAAACAAAUACUUCUCUAAAACACGUGACUAUAUUUUAAAACAAUUUACCGUGAUUUGUUGAAUUGUAUUGUCAACAUAAAAAAUCCAAUUAAUUCAAAUUUAAUUUGAUAAUUAUUUUAUAUCGCGAUUAAAUCUUUGGUACGGUCAUUUGAUUAUGAACUGUGAUUAUUUUUAUAAAGAUCAUGUUUUAAAUAUUAUAAAUUGAAAUGUGCUAAAUGAAAAUGAAAAAUAUUUCUUUAGUUUGAAUAACUGUGAAGAAACAAUAUGUUAUUUCUACAUUUCAUCAAGGGUUAUUUUAGACCUGAUAAAAGCAUUUGACUAAGUGCCUAUGACACAAAAAAUUAUGAAAAAAUGGAAAAACUACUAUUAUAUUUUCAAUAGAUAUUACAAUGUUUUUUGAGUGGUGUGUGUAUGUAUAUGUUUCAGUAUACAUGCAACCAGACUUCAAUGUACUCAUAGGUUUAUGAAUAAAUAUUGUUUGUCCAAUUA
Trichogramma pretiosum is the source of this 4682-nucleotide messenger RNA. It is a transcript of the gene Ttd14, whose product is annotated as TRPL translocation defect protein 14. Lineage: Eukaryota; Metazoa; Arthropoda; Insecta; Hymenoptera; Trichogrammatidae. The record is from RefSeq and is a predicted model, not a curated record. Gene Ontology annotation, molecular function: GTP binding; phosphatidic acid binding; phosphatidylinositol binding. Bases 1476 to 2960 code for a protein of 494 amino acids. The transcript is spliced from 9 exons. Gene Ontology annotation, biological process: photoreceptor cell maintenance.